AUGCACACGGCUAUUGACAUUGAUGCAUCACUUCGACGGUUUUGGGAGCUGGAGGAUGUCAACCAGGAACUUCAUCGCAAACCAGAGAACGAUGAAGUUGAACAGCACUUUUUGAAGACACACACAAGGGACCCCAAGGGGCGUUACAUCGUCGAACUUCCGUUUAAAGACCCCAAUAAGCCGUUUUCGGAUACUCUUCAGGGAGCACUCGCAAGAUUCAAGGGAGUAGAACGCCGUCUAAUGCAAGAUCCCAAUUUGCGCUCACAGUAUGUAAAGUUUAUGCAUGAGUAUCUCAACUUAGGUCACAUGCGAGAACUAUCGCCAGAAGAUAUUGGCAAGAAACCAAAUUUCUACUUGCCACAUCAUCCAGUAAUUACCCAAAAGUUAAGGGUAGUUUUUGACGGAUCAUUUAAGGAUACUAACGGAAAUUUCUUGAAUGACGCGCUACACAUUGGUCCCAGUAUCCUGCGAAACUUAUUCUCAAUUUGUAUCCGAUUUAGAAUGUUUAAGUUCGUCUUCUCCGCAGAUAUCGUCAAAAUGUACAGACUAAUCUGGGUGGCUACCAAGCAUUGUAGCUAUCACCGAAUUGUAUGGAGAGAUGAUGAAAGUUCGCUCAUUAAGCACUAUGAACUGUCCACGGUAACAUACGGCACGUCUAGCGCACCAUUUUUGGCAGUUAGAGUUUUGGAUCAUUAG
Molecule: messenger RNA, 696 nt
Organism: Drosophila elegans
Lineage: Eukaryota; Metazoa; Arthropoda; Insecta; Diptera; Drosophilidae
Exons: 1
Coding region: 1-696 (231 amino acids)
Source: RefSeq, a predicted model, not a curated record